AGCUCCCCAUGAAAGCUCUUUAGUCUAUGGAGGUAAAGACGUUCAAAGCCAACUCUCGCCAACCCUCCCCACAGUUAACUUUUUUUGUCAGCCGACACUGUUAUUAAAAAGUUGAAUUGACAAGCGGAACAAAAGUCAAUAUUGAAGUCAGUAAAAUUUAUUUCACUCAGUGUGGAGUCGAUAUAUUUCUUUCAAACGGAGUUCUCGUUCCUUGCGUCAAUCAACUAGACCUCUUGCCGGUCUGUCUUUAUUAGCUGCUCAUGUAUAGCGCCCCCUACAACUUGAAGUGUCUCAAUACAUGUAGCGGCGCAGACCCAAGUUAACCAUAGCUUAGUCUAAGUACGUGGACAAGUAAAGGAUACUUAGAUGUGUAUUCAAUUUCUAUGACGUCAUUAUGGAGGGACGUAAAUGUAACAGGUGCUAAUGUGAUUGUCCAGUUGACUUUAAAACAGGUGUAAACCUGGUCCAGUUGACUUUAAGACCUGGGCCAUUUCACAGUUCGGAUGCCAUUUUCUUCUUUAAGACCUUACUAUAAGACAGAAUGCAAGCAUUCAAAGUUGAGACAAUGGCACGAGGCUACUUCGACGAACAGGCGAGGUUCGAAUCCAUGCGGCACCACGCCAAGAAGGCCCAGAUCCUGCAGAAACACGAGGACCUGCGCAGGAAGUGUGAGAGGCAGGUUCGAACCUUCGCACGAGAGGCCAGGUACGCCACGUCCCGGCUGACCAUUGGCCAGUCCACCCACCUGAAGAGGAUGUGCCAGCUGGAGCAGAGGGAGGCGGGUGCCAGACGGGGCGUGGGGGGCGGGGACAACUCGGGGAGCCCCUGCAAGACACACGUGACCAAAGCGGAAGUGCCGAGUUUUCACGCUAAGAAGAGAGGCGUUUUGUUGUUUAGGAUUGAGAAGAGGGACGGACACAGUCGGUACAUAAGUCAGGCCAACAAUUCCCCGCUACAUAAGUCAGGCCAACAAUUCCCCGCUACAUAAGUCAGGCCAACAAUUCCACGCUACAUAAGUCAGGCCAACAAUUCCACGCUACAUAAGUCCUGCUGAGCUACACGAUCAUGUGCCAACUGUCCAGCAAAUGUUAUAUCAUAAGGGAGAAAAUCAUUGUCCUUACAGUCAUGCUAACUUAAUAUCAAAAGAGAGACAAUAUAUGCCCCUAAAAAAGGGAGACACUAUAUGCCCCUACAAAAGGGAGGCACUAUAUGCCCCUACUAAAGGGAGGCACUAUAUGCCCCUAAAAAAGGGAGACACUAUAUGCCCCUACAAAAGGGAGACAGUAUAUGUCCCUACAAAAGGGAGACAGUAUAUGUCCCUACAAAAGGGAGACAAUAUAUUUCCCUACAGUCCAGACAUCACAAGGAUGACAGAAGCUGCCCCAGAUAUACCGGGCAGACAGGCAGCACCACACAACACUAUUGCCUUGUUUACAAAAACAUUUUAUAACUUUUCACACUAUACAGGUGUUGAUAUAAACUUUUAAUUGGUGAUAUAACAUCACAAAUGAUGUGCCACCACCAGAAAAGAUGUGACACCUUCACAAAGUGUGAGUGAAUGAUGUGGGAUGUCUUGAUGUUCAGGAGUCGUGACAGUUCUCUUGUUCAUACUGGAUACUUUGUGUGAUUUAGUGUGUGUGAUGGUGCCUGAUAUUGAGUGAUGUGUGAUUUGCUUGAUUCUUGUGUGAUUUUGUUUGUGUGAUGUUACCUGACAUUGAAUAAUGUAUGAUGAUGUAACAUGAGUGAUGUCAUUUGAAGUAUGACAGUUUCAAGUUGUGCGAUGUGCGUGUGAGAUGUUGUUGAAGUGUGAGAUGUGUGUUAUGUGUGAGAUGUGUGUGAUGUAUGAGAUGUGUGAUAUGUGAGAUGUUGAUGUUAUUUCUAAGUUUAUGUUGACGGAUGAUGUUUCUGCUGCCUUCUUUAAUGCUGAAUUCUCGUGAACUCUUCGUCCGGCCACCAAAUGCCGGUCAAAUUAUGCCGGCCCCAGCAUGCCGGCCCCAGAAUACCGGCCACAGUGCCGGUCACAGAAUGCCGGCCACAGUGCCGGUUUCCAGCCACCUUGAUGGAAUUUAAUAUCGAGUCACAAAUAACUUAUUGAUUUUAACAUGACACCGAUGUCUGCAUCGGGCAGUCAAUAACAUUCAGCAGAUCGAUAAACGAUACAACUUCGAUCUGAUCGAUGAUUCAUACACAUUCGAUCAGCAGAUCAAUGACCCAUACACAUUCGAUCAGCAGAUCAAUGACCCAUACACAUUCGAUCAGUACAUCAAUGAACGAUACACCUUCGAUCAGCCGAUCAAUGACCCAUACACAUUCGAUCAGCCGAUCAAUAAAGAUACACCUUCGAUCAGCAGAUCAAUAAAGAUACACCUUCGAUCAGCAGAUCAAUAAAGAUACACCUUCGAUCAGCAGAUCAAUAAAGAUACACCUUCGAUCAGCCGAUCAAUAAAGAUACACCUUCGAUCAGCCGAUCAAUAAAGAUACACCAUCGAUCAGCAGAUCAAUAAAGAUACACCUUCGAUCAGCAGAUCGAUGAUCCACUCUGCGAUCAUGCGAUGGUUGACACUGGACAACACUGAACUGUUGUGGUGAUGGGGAAGUUCAAAUAAUCAAUCGAAUCGUGAACGUGUUCAAUUCUAAUUAGUCUAAUUAGUGGUGACCUUGGGUGUCUUGGGCACCAGGAAGUUGAGAAAGGUCCCAA
Physella acuta is the source of this 2698-nucleotide messenger RNA. RefSeq lists its product as uncharacterized. NCBI's taxonomy places the organism in Eukaryota, Metazoa, Mollusca, Gastropoda, Physidae. The record is from RefSeq and is a predicted model, not a curated record.